GUGAGAGAAACCUGCUUACACACGCUGAUUCAUUUUCCUACAGUUUGAGGGGAAAUAAACCCUCUUCCUCAGAUAUUUAGCCUUCGGAACAUAUUAGCCGUCUUAAUACCACAUUAAUAUGGUCUCAACAGAUUUCAAAUCUGUGCUCCAGAGGUUUUACCAGCUUCAGUCCGAGAGACUCGAGACUUACCGGCUCUUCGAAGAAGGUCACGAGGCCUACCUGAGGACAGGGCCCCAGUAUGACUUCGACCACUACAGGCAGCUGGUUCACGAGAUCACCCAGGCUUUUUCCGGCAUCUCUAAGGAGGUGCUGCAAAUCAAGACAAGGCUUGACCAGGACUUCGACAGAGCCGAUCUCUCAGAGCACAUUGAAAAGUUGCAGAGCAAAGAGAAGCAGAAACUUGAGCUGACUGCUAAACUGCAGCUGGCCCGGCAGCAGGCCCAGGACCACCCCGAGGAAGAAGGCAGUCAGGAAAAGAUCCAGGAACUCAAGCAGGAGAUCAUCAAAAACAAAGAGGCUCUGAGUGAAAUAAUGCAGGACUUCAAGUACGACUCGGAGGACUGACGCCUUCUUCCUGUCAGAUGGAGGUUAAUCAUAGCGAUGGACUUCAUCAGACCUGAAUUGAUGAUCUUCUCGGACUGAAAACUGUUCCAUACAGUUGGACGUCAGAAGAGUUUUAGUGUCUUAAACAGCAAACAAUCUUAUUUACAUGAACUUCUUCAGAUGAUAUUUUUGAUAAUAAAACACAUUGGU
Messenger RNA from Synchiropus splendidus (mandarinfish), 754 nucleotides. RefSeq names its product required for excision 1-B domain containing (gene rex1bd). The record is from RefSeq and is a predicted model, not a curated record. The coding region runs from base 119 to 565 and encodes 148 amino acids. The transcript has 5 exons. Lineage: Eukaryota; Metazoa; Chordata; Actinopteri; Syngnathiformes; Callionymidae.